CAUAAACAUCACAAAUCAAGUAACGUUGACUAGCCGUUCGGUCGCAAGUUCCCAUCGAAUCCCCAACCAAUCAACCCAAACUCAUAAAACAAAAACAACCAUGAAGUGCACAGUCGCCAUCGUCUUCGCCGCCCUCUUCGCCGUCGUCCUGGCCGCCCCCGCCCCUGAUGCGGAAGCCCAGAUCCUGCGCCUGGAGUCGGAUGUGCAGCCCGAGGGCUACAACUUUGCUUUGGAGACCAGCGAUGGCAAGAAGCACGAGGAGCAGGGCCAGCUGAAGAACGUGGGCACCGAGCAGGAGGCCAUCGUGGUCCGCGGAUCCUACUCCUUCGUGGCCGAUGAUGGACAGACCUACACCGUCAACUACGUCGCCGACGAGAACGGAUUCCAGCCCGCGGGUGCCCAUCUGCCCAAUGUGCCCAUCAGCAACUCAGAACUCAUUUGCAAUCCGCCGAAUUCAUUGCCACCUUUGACUUUUGCAUUUUCGCGAAUUUUGGCGUAUAAAAGCCCCCGCCCAACUGCAGUGGAGCAUCAGACAGUCACCAGCUUUCUAUCCAGCCUUAACAUGAAGUUCCUCAUCGUCUUUGUCGCCCUCUUCGCCAUGGCCGUGGCCCGCCCCAACGAAGCCCAGAUCGUGAGGCUGGAUGCCGAUGUGCAGCCCGACAAGUGGAGCUCCAACCUGGAGACCAGCGACGGCACCAAGAUCGACCAGCAAGGUAACCUGAAGGACAUUGGUACCGAGCACGAGGCCGCCGUCGUCCACGGAUCCUUCUCCUGGGUGGAUGAGAAGACCGGCGAGAAGUUCACCGUCACCUACGUCGCCGAUGAGAACGGAUACCAGCCCCAGGGUGCCCAUUUGCCCGUGGCCCCAGCUGCUUAAACUGUCCUUGAUCACAAAACGCAAUUUGUUUAUUCAGAGUCUAAAAUAAAUCGAUUGUUAAUUGCAAA
Drosophila gunungcola (fruit fly) is the source of this 945-nucleotide messenger RNA. Its product is annotated as endocuticle structural glycoprotein SgAbd-1-like. The record is from RefSeq and is a predicted model, not a curated record. Bases 101 to 877 code for a protein of 258 amino acids. Gene Ontology annotation, molecular function: structural constituent of chitin-based larval cuticle. The transcript has 3 exons. Gene Ontology annotation, cellular component: chitin-based extracellular matrix. Lineage: Eukaryota; Metazoa; Arthropoda; Insecta; Diptera; Drosophilidae.